AUGGAGAGGCAGCAGACUAGUACACUUCAAAAGUUUGACGAUCCGAAAACAGAAAUAUUGAAAAAAAGAUUGUUGAAAGCUACGACCACGAACGUUAGUGGUAAUUUGUCGCAAAACAAUUCGCAGAAUAAUGUGCUAUUGAAUACUUUACGCGCGCCAAUCCCGAGCAGUAUGAUUGUAUCCUCGAUGCAGGCGCCUCAGAGCUCUAUGCCGAUCACUCACAGCUUAGUUACACACUCCAUAGCCCCUGUGAAGAUUCACACGAUGACCCAAGUGCCAGUUGGUUCUAAUUCCACUGUUGUACAAAUUCCCAACUCUCCUAAUAACUCAUUACAAUUAGCCCUUCCCAAUUCUGGAAAUCCUGGGCCAGUGCAACUACGUAAUGCUCCCAGGACUGUUCCUCAUGUUGUCUACAUUCAGACUCCUACUGGUUUAAAACCGGUUACAAGUACAGAAGUAAUUAGCCAAGCCAGUACUAGUGGAAAUCCUCCACAGAUUAUAGUGAGAAGACCGGUUACCACUAACUCAAACAUUCAUUUAAUAUCGAACAUGAAUAAUAAGCCGAAUAUAGCGCAAGUCCCCAAGGGCCCAGGGCCGAAUAAAGCUUCCAUUCUCGCACCCGCAAACACAUCGCAACCGAUCGUUAUCCAGAAGCCCAAGGCGAACGACAAAAUGAUGGUGCCAGUGAGCAUCGCCCCAGUGACCCAGGGCAAGCAGGCGAUCGCAUAUUUAGGCUCCGUAAAGAAGAACAACAGUAAGAACACAUCGGAGAACCAGUCCAUCCUCAUAUCGAACAACCAAUCGAACGUCAACGCUAACAACCAGAAACUGUUCUUGACCCCGAUGAACAUGCCGAAGAUACAAAACACGAAAUUCAUUCUGCCCGUAACGCUGCCGGCCACGAUGGCCUCCAAAGGUCCCAUCAUCAAUCUGCAGAUCGCCAACGGACAGAUACAGAACGAUCCGCAGGGGAAUAUCACCGUCAUGCGAGAUUCAGCGCCCAUAGACUCCUCUGACAUGCCGCCGCUCCAGCCCCUGCAACUGCUCAAUAUGAACGGCAAGGACAACAUGGUGCCUCAGAGUCCGAAGGGUGAGAAAUCCUUCGCCAUGUCCAUACCAGGAUCGCGAGCGGAGCCCACCGGCGAGCAGGGCGAGUACACGCUGUCGAUACCGGACACGAACGCCUCCAUGAACGACGACAUUUACACCGUGUCGAUAGCCGACGAAGAAGGCGGUCAGACCCACGAGAACUCCUUCACCCUGGCCAUUCCGGAGAAAAGCAAGAGCCUGCUAAACAAGAACGUGAUCGACAGGGACAUGGGCCCCGUCGCGAUCGCCGCGCCCGCGAUCCUCAGGCGCUCCAACUCCGACAACAGUGACAGGAAAGUGACCAACGUGAACGUUAAGAGGAGGAUUUCGCUAUGCAACGAGAACCUCACCGGCAAAGCGAUCAGGCUGCCCCUCGCCCAAGCGCGGGCGGACAAGAUGGACGGGCACGUGGACGACGUGAACGACGACCACCGCGUGCCGUCGCUGUUCUGCGACGAGAAGCUCGACAAGGACUUGGAUAUGAAGGCGAACGUCGGCGAUUCCGACCUCGACGAGGACAAGGAUAGGAUCAAAUUGAUCAGCGAAGUCAGCAACGACGCCUUGUACCACCCGCUCGACGGUUACAAGCCUCGGGGCGGUGUUAGGCAGAACAAAAGAAGCGAGCCCUCGUCGGAGGAGGACCCCCCGGGACUGAUAUGGAGCAACGGCGUCGCCCGCCUCCAGGGCAGCGGCCUGCAGUUCCAGACGAACGAGUUCGGUCUGAUCGACUUGGUCGACAACAGCUCCGACCACGGCACCGUCGGCGGCUCGGGGUCCAAGUACAGCGCGCAGCCGAAACAACGCUCGGAGGGCGCGUCUAAAGAGAAGAAGCCGCCCUCCCCCGAUGACUUGUACCGCUGCGAGGGGUGCGGCUGCCACGGCAUGGCGGCGGAGUUCAUCACGGCGAACGUCUGCAGCCUCAGCUGCCAGGCGGAGGUGCAGAAGGCGUCGCAGAAGAAGCGCGACCGCGAGCGCGCCGAGCUGGCGAAGAAGCGGAACAAGAUCAAGAAGCUGCUGAUGAGGAAGCAGCUGUCUGAUUUGGACGGGCAGCUGGACGAGGUCGCGUCGCUGAGGCACUUCGACACGAUGCCGGUGGAGACGCAGCUGACGGAGGUGAGCCUGCUGAAGAUCGGCGAGGAGAUUGAGGGGGACGAAAAGUAUCCCUGGAUGUGCGGCAAGAGCGGCUUCUCGUGGAUGCGCUACCUGGACACGUGCAAGGCGAAGGCGGCGCCCGUGAAGCUGUUCAAGGACCCCUUCCCCUACGGCCGGAACGGGUUCAAAGUGGGCAUGCGCCUGGAGGCGAUAGACCCGCAGCACCCGGCGCUCUUCUGCGUGGUCUCCGUGGCGGAGGUGCAGGGCUACCGGCUGCGGCUGCACUUCGACGGCUACGCGGACCUCCACGACUACUGGGUGAACGCGGACAGCGUGGACCUGUUCCCGCCCGGCUGGUGCGAGAGGAACGGCCGCCAGCUGAAGCCGCCGGCGGGCCAUUCGGCCGCCACCUUCUCCUGGCCCUUGUACCUGAAGAAGGUGCGAGCGAUCGCCGCUCCCAGGCACCUGUUCCCGCAUACCACCACCACGACCGUGAAGCCGAACGGGUUCCGCGUGGGCAUGAAGCUCGAGGCGGAGGACCUGCAGAACGCCAUGGUGUGCGUGGCCAGCGUGGCGGACAUGCUCGACCACCGGCUGCUCGUCAGCUUCGACAGCUGGGAUCGAGCGUACGACUACUGGGUUGACCCCGGCUCGCCGUACAUACACCCGGUGGGGUGGGCGCGGGAGAACGGCCACGCGCUCACGCCGCCCAACGACUAUAAGGAUCCGGAGCGUUUCACCUGGGAGGCGUAUCUGGCGGAGACGGGGGCGUCCGCAGCGCCCCCGCGCGCCUUCCGCCCCCGCGCCCCCCAGGGCUUCAAGCCCGCCAUGAAGCUCGAGGUGGUCGACCCCAGGGUGCCGUUCCUGAUCCGCGUGGCGACCAUCGCCGAGGUGAAGGGGCACCAGGUGCGCGUCACGUUCGACGGCUGGCCCGACGAGCUCUCGUGCUGGAUGGACGACGACUCGCCCGACCUCCACCCGGUCGGCUGGUGCCUCAAGACCGGCCACCCGCUCGAGCCGCCCCUCACUAUGGAGGAGCUGCGCGUGAGUGGGCCGUGCGGCGUGGGCGGCUGCCGUGGCCUGGGCUCGGUGAGGGGCGGCGCCCACAAGCAGCACGCGGCCGCCUCCGCGUGCCCCUAUCGGUCGCGGCUGCCGCUAGACCCGCCCGACCGCCUCGCCAGUGUGUCAGCUAAAUCGCACAAGUCUCAAGUACAGAGCGGCACUCCGACCAGUGACAUGUUAAAAGAAAAGUUACCAAGGGGGCGACCACCAAAACAUAAACGAGUUGAACUUGCAAAAAAUGAACAUGGCUCUGAUGAUGAAUCACUAUCAAGUGGUGCUGGUGGCACAGGCAGUGGGAUGGGAGGUAAGCGUUGGAGGGGCAGCACUACCAGCGAGUUGGCAGUGCGGUCGCAGGCAUGGCCCCGACCUGCCGUUCCGAGGGCGCUUCUUGCAGCACAUGUGGCGGAACUAUCAUUGCCAUCAGACCCAGUAUCCUGGUCACAGAGCGAGGUGGCGGCGCUGGUGUCGCGCGUGGCCGGCGCGGCGGCCGGGGCGGCGGCGGCGGCGGCGCGGCUGUCGGGCGCCGAGCUGCUGAUGGCCUCGUGCGAGGAGCUGGUCGCCUGCCUGCGGCUGCGGCUCGGCCCCGCCGUCAAAGUGUACGCGGCCGUGCGCCAGCUGCGCGACUCGCUCACG
Iphiclides podalirius (scarce swallowtail) is the source of this 3876-nucleotide messenger RNA. NCBI's taxonomy places the organism in Eukaryota, Metazoa, Arthropoda, Insecta, Lepidoptera, Papilionidae. The record is from the annotation of a GenBank genome assembly.